Messenger RNA from Abrus precatorius (Indian licorice), 2334 nucleotides. Its product is annotated as protein PHYTOCHROME KINASE SUBSTRATE 2-like. Gene Ontology annotation, biological process: phototropism. The transcript has a single exon. The record is from RefSeq and is a predicted model, not a curated record. Lineage: Eukaryota; Viridiplantae; Streptophyta; Magnoliopsida; Fabales; Fabaceae. Bases 266 to 1753 code for a protein of 495 amino acids.
CUUUCCCUCUAUCUAGUUUUAGCCUUGCCUUCACAUAAAAGUUUUCCUUUCAACCUUGCUACCUUUCCUUAUUCUUCUGGCCCUUUUGCACUCAUAAUUUAUCGUAAUAUUAAUUCUUAUAGUUCAAAGUGUUUUGGUAUCUUUGCCUACACCACUUUUCGUUUUCCAAUCUCAUUUUGUUCCUUUUGGGCCUUUUCUUCUAUCAGCCUCUCAACGAACAGGUUAUUUUUAGGCCACUUUCUGUGGGUACUUUGAUACUCUAACUAUGGUUAUCAAAGCAACCACUUCCAACAACCUCCAUCAGUUGCAAACAUUCAACUCUCAGAAUAACAACCACCUCCGUGAUGCUUCCUUCUCUUCAUACUUGAACAACAAUGAAGGGAACUUGGCUGAAUCAAGCCACCCCUUUAUCAGCAACGGAAAGGAUCCUCUUUACCAAGGAGUAAAGAAGGAAGAUGAUGGAGAAAUUGAAGUAUUUGAGGCUGAAAAGUACUUCAACGGAGAAGAUAUGGAGAGCCCCCAAAUAUUUGUUUACAAUGAUGCAAAUAAGUACCAGUGUCAGAAAGAUGAAAAAACAGCUCGAGAAACUAGGAAGUACAAGGUUCAGUGGGGAACUCCUAGUGUUCUCUCUGAAUCCAGUUUGAACAGCCAAAGUGCAAUGUUAAAAAGUUCUAUGAAGAAUUCUUCACGGAACAUGAAAAACAAAUUACAAAGAAUGAGUUUUCUGGCUGGUCUUGGUUGCAAAUGCUAUUGUUCUGAUAAGAAUUCUGUUGAUAUAAGUGACCAUGCAGGUGAGAUCAGUUUUAACAAAAAUGCUACUUAUGAUGUAGUUCAUGGAAGAACAAAAAACGUGUUCAAUGCUGAUCCAGAUGCUAAACAUUCAGUUAAAAUGAUCAAGCCUCAUUCAGAACUCUUAAUCAAUAGAGAUGUCUACUUCCAUAAGCCAGAGAAGUUAGGAGUGGGAAUGAACAGAGAAAACAGUUUAGCAUUCCCUACUUUGAAUUCUAGCUCAGGAAACCAACUUGUCAAAAUGCAACUUCAACAAGUAGAGAAGCCAAGGAAAUCAUUGGAAGUGUUUGGCUCCCCAAUAAUGGAUAGCAGGUGCAAGUCCUUGAGCUUUGAUAAAAGGUUGACAAGGACUUCUUGGGAUGCUGCUCCUAAAAUGGAAGAAACUGACUUAUCAGCAAAUUCUGGUGGAAACUACAAUGAUGCUGAGAGUGAUGCAAGUUCAGACUUGUUUGAGAUUGAAAGCCUCACAGGAAAAUCCAAUUCCUUCAUUGCUAAACCAACAUCGAAUGUUGUUUCUAGCUGUGCCAGCCCCACAACUUGUUAUGCACCAAGUGAGGCAAGCAUAGAAUGGAGUGUGGUCACUGCAAGUGCCUUGGAGUACUCAGCCAUGUCAGAUUAUGAUGAUCAAAGGUCAAUAGCAACCACAAGGAGUCCAAUAAGGACAUCCUUAGUUUCAUCAAAUGCUAAACCGAAAGUCAUCAAAGAGAUGCAGAAGCGUCAUCCUACCAUGCUUUUGGGUUGCAAGAGCCAGAAAGCUAUAGGAGUUGCUGAGCAUGCCUUCACAACAUAUGAGAAAUCAAGUUCUAACGCGCAUAUUCGGCGCAGGUCAGACACCUUCCCUCCGGUGACACAAUUUAAGACAAAGGAGGUAAAUUUUGGUGCAAGACAUAGGCAACAUGCUUAUGCUACAACAACACUUCAGCGCUCACACUCUCCACAUCCUUCACAACUCUUGUACAUUUAGCUGCUGCUUGGAUAUUUGUGUAUCUUUUUCUGUCUUUGGAAUUUGUUCAACGAGUAAACCCUCACUUAUUCUGUAUGCAUCAAUCAUUUUAGUCUCUAACUAUUAAAUUUUCCCGUAAGUCCUUGACUUUGAAAAACGUCAUUCACUUUAGUUCUUAACAUUAGUGGAAAAAAAUGAAAAUUGAUGUGAAUGAUGUUUUAUGAAGUUAGGAACUAAGGUGAAAGUUAAUGCAGGUAAGACUAAAAUGACUGACACAUACCAGAGAUAAAAGUGAGGGUUUACUCUUGGUUCAGUUAUGAAUCGUAAGUCUUGAAUUUGUGUGAUAAGAGUUUUUAUUUUGUUGGUUCUUGUGUUUUUCCAACAAUAAUGGUAGCAGAAGUAGUAAAGUAGAUAAGCUUUUAGUCCAGAGUCCGCAAGGCAAAGAAAGAAUCUUAUGGGCAUCAAAUCAUCAUCUCAAGUGGGAAGGUUCUUGUGUCUCCCUUUUGCUGAUCUUCAUGUAUUCUUCUGUUUGCUUUGAUAUGUACUUUCAUUCAGUUUGUGCAGUUUCUGGUAGAAUAUCUUGAUAGAAUUAAAGUAUGCGU